CGGCGUUGGCGGUGGCUGGUGGCGGUGGUUUUGUGCUAGUGUUUAUCGCUCUUGUGUAUGUCACGCAAUUGAAAACCUUCUUUCUCUUUUUGUGCGAUUUUUCAGUAUUUGCGAUUUGUUUAUUGUGGAAAAAUAAUGUCGGGAUACCGCAAGGUGAACUAUUACGAAUUGUGUCGAUUGUGUACCAGCAGUGAAGGUAACAAGAUGAAUAUUUUUCGUGAUGAAGGACGUAGACGACAAUUGCAAACAAAAAUACAGACGUAUCUUCCGAUACAGAUUAUGGAGGAGGAUUCAUUACCAAAAAUUGUAUGCCAUGAAUGCGUCAAGAAGCUAGAGAAUUUCAUAGAAUUUCGAGAAACUGUUGUCAAUGCUGAGGGUAUGUUGGAAUCUUAUUUCACUUCACUUCGUUUUUCCGAGGAAUUUCUGAAAGAAGGAAAAGUUUAUGUAAAGAAUACUGAAAAGGAAAGACCGUCUACACCAGAGGAUGAAGUUCUAAAGUCAGUGGAUAAACCAACACCAGUGGGAGGCCAAAUAAUAAAUAAUCAACAAACAGAUCAAAUACAUCAGCAACCUGUCGUAGUUAGCAAUAUAAAUACUUCUAAUAUACAAAUUAUUAGUGGUGUUCAAGCAAGGGUACAACAAUACAAAUGUGCUAUGCAGAUGCAACCAGGUGGUAUGGCGGCAGCUGUCGUUGAAGCUACAGCAGAGACUCAUUACAGUUACCAACAACAAACUUCUCAAGUAUCACAAUCAAAUGAAGCGCAAAAUCAAAUCAGUGAUCAACAAAAUCAGUCUCCUGUAAUUCAGACACAAACUCAAAACCAAGUACAGAAUCAUAACCAAAUAAAUCAGCAAGUACAAUCCCAAAGAGCAAUGUCUCAACAAUUGAAUCAGUCAGCACAAUUAUCUCAACAGGUCCAACAACAGAGUCAAAGUCAAAUCAGUCAACCAGUACAAAGUCAAUCACAGAUAUCACAGCAGCUUCAACAAUUACAGAGGCAACAAUGUGAAUUUGAAAAGCAGCAUAGACAACUUCAACUUGAGAAACAGCAAGUGCAAAUCAUAACACAACAAGAGUUUUCAGUGAAACAAGAGACACCAGUUGUACAUCAAAAUAAUAAUAUAGUUUUCAAAACUGAAACAGACAUAGAACCGAGUCAACAAAUUAUACAAAAGAUACAAUCCGAAACCCAAAAAGAUGAAUCUCCUAACCCAACUGUACAAACUUAUACUACAGUACAAGCAACGCCAGAAGUAUUUCUAAAUUUAGGUUUCAAAGAGACUCCAUUGAUGACGAUUCGAGACGAUAAAGAUUUUAAAGAAUUGACAAAAACGUCGUCUGAUGACGGAAUGUCUCGUAAUUCAAUUGAACAGAUCAGAGAAUUUCUAAGGCUUAGAUCAGGAUCGGAGCCAAAUUCUCUAAUCACUGUCAAUCCUCAAGGACUUUCACAAGGUGGAAGAAACGCUAUUUGUCGCGAUUGUGGUAAAAGCUUUCCUUCAUUCAAUCAAAUGAGCAAUCAUAAUUGUAAUGUUGAGACACUUGUAAGUGAACCAUCAGAUUCCGGAAGUAAGGAUGAUUCCUUGCAAAUUGUUAAUUCUUUUAAUUGUGACAUUUGUAGUAAGCCAUUUAAACGGAAAGAGCAUCUUUUCCAACAUCGAAAAUUACAUACCGGUGAGCGACCAUAUGUGUGCACGACAUGUACAAAAGCAUUCAGUCGUAAAGAACAUUUAGUUAGACAUUCGGUUUCUCAUACUGGACAGAAAAUGCACGAAUGUGAAAUGUGUGGUAAAAGUUUUUCACGUAAGGAUAAUCUACAUAAACAUCGAAAAACGCAUGGUGUAUCUGGUCCUUACAUCUGUGAAACUUGCGGAAAGUCAUUUGUUGUAAAACAUUAUUAUGUGAUGCAUUUAACUACUCAUGCGGUAGCUGUCAUGGAUGGUAUAAAUUGUCCUGAUCCAUUUCCAUAUAAAUGCGAUAUAUGCCACAAAGCAUUUUCAGUAAAACAAUAUCUUACUACACACAGACUUAGACAUAGAUCAAAAAAUAAUAAUUCUGCACAAAAUAGUUUAAAUGGGCAUCAACAACAGUCAAAUCCUACAAAUAAUGUGAAUGUAGUGACAAAUAACGUUAGUAAUACUGGAAAUUUAAAUAAUAAUGGGCAAUCUAGCAAUGAGUCGACUGUUGAAAUGCAAAGUGUUAUUGAACGGAACGAACAAGUUAAUAGUUCAUUUGCUAACAGUCAGUACCAUACUAAUAUGCAAGAGUUUCAAUGAGAUAAGGGAAAGCGUGUCUAUUAUGUUCUCUUGCCAAAUGGUAACAAUCAUAAAAUCGUGGUUGUAUAAGCAAGAGAAACUUUAUGACGCGCUGAAAUAUUUUUUUAUGAUUUUAUUCUCUUGAACGAAUGUGGUAUUUGUACUUUAAUACUAUAGGAAUGAAAUCAAAAUGAUUAUUCUAACAAAUUAGAUAUUUUGAUGUACACACAUCGGACAGAAAGUAGAUCUGUUAAAUUCACCGGACAUAACGAUAUAUUUUGCCAACGAAUUAUAUGGAAUGCAUACUGUAGUUUUUAAAUGAGUGCUCAUUCGGAUCUAAUAUUUGAAAGAUGUGUGUUAUAUGUUAUUAAGGGGAUGCUGGAGUGACAGCCGAACUGAUUAAUGUCGAUAAUAUAAAUUCUUUUUAGUACUAUAUUAUAACAAUGUUCACAAUAGCAUCUUUAAUUAAUUUACAUUAUUGUUCUGUCUCACUCAAAUGCAUAUAUCUGUCCUUAUCUAACAUAUUACAGCGCAAUCUUUUGCAAGAUCCGGCACCUAUUGCUAGACACAAUUACUGCUCUGUUUACCAUUCUGAAUCUUCGCUAAACAUACGUAUACACAUACUUUGCAGCUGAAUAU
Trachymyrmex cornetzi is the source of this 2892-nucleotide messenger RNA. RefSeq names its product zinc finger protein 484. Gene Ontology annotation, molecular function: zinc ion binding; DNA-binding transcription factor activity, RNA polymerase II-specific; RNA polymerase II transcription regulatory region sequence-specific DNA binding. Bases 136 to 2274 code for a protein of 712 amino acids. Gene Ontology annotation, biological process: regulation of transcription by RNA polymerase II. The transcript has 3 exons. The record is from RefSeq and is a predicted model, not a curated record. Lineage: Eukaryota; Metazoa; Arthropoda; Insecta; Hymenoptera; Formicidae. Gene Ontology annotation, cellular component: nucleus.